GGGCAGCAGCAGCUUUUGGUUCAAAAUUCCAGUGCUGUCAAUCCACAGGUGGCAAUGGGAUCCACUGUGGGACGGGGUGACAGCAGGAGUGGUUUGUCUGUUGGGUUCUGAGCCCAAUGCUCCCCUUGAAGUGUAAAAACCCUGGACAAUCAGCAGCUGAUUUUCCCUCAGCCACAUUUCCCCCAUCCUUCCACCUCCCUGCGUUUACAUCCCAGGUUUCCUCUCUGUGUGGCACCGUUUUGGUAGUGGGGGGCUGCAGGGAAGCAGAGAUCCACCUGCAGCCCAUGGAGGAGCCCACCCUGGAGCAGAGCAUGCCCGAAGGAGGCUGUGGCCCCACAGGGAGCCUGUGCUGGAGCAGGGUGCUGGCAGGACAUGUGGAGAGAGGAGCCCACAGUGGAGCUGCCUAUUCCUGACCCUGUGGAAGGGAUCCACACUGGGGCACUGCAUGAAGAGCUCCUUGGAGAAGGAGGACUUCUUCCGUGGGAGGAACCCACUCUGGAGCAGGGGCGGAGUGUGAGGCAUUCUCCUCUUGAGGAAGAAGGAGCAGCAGAGACAGCAGCCCCCAUUCCCCAUCCCGCUGUCGGGAAGGAGGCGGAGGUAACCAGGAGCGAUUCCGAGCCGGGGACGAAGAGCGGAGCGGGGUGACGGCUGCCGGCCAUCUCCUUGCACCUCCUCAGAGCCCCGCGGUGAGUUGACGGGUGACAGGCGCCGCCAGCUCGGAGCCCAGCCCGUGCCGGCUCCGCAGGGACCCUCGGCCCGCGGCGCUCAGGGCGCAGCCGCGCCCGCGUCACGUGGGCGGCGGGGCCGCGGCGGCUCGGGAUCGGCUCCGGAGCCUGCGGGAACCGAGCCCUCCUGCCUCCGCCGGAGCCUCCGGUUCUGAUCCCUCCUGCCUCGGCCGCGGCUCCUCCGGGCACGGAUCCCGCUCCGGCUCCUCCGGGCACGGCUCCCACUCCGGCUGCGGCUCCUCCGGGCGCGUCUCCGCUUCUCGCUCCGGCUUCUCCGCUCCCGGUGCGGCUGCCCGGCCAUGGGGGCUCUGGCGGGCGCGCCUCCGCCCUGAGCAGCAGCAGCAGCAGGACCCAGCGAUGUUGCGGGGCCAGGUCAGUCUUGAGGAAGAGAGCCAGAAUCCACCCUCUGUGGGACACUGGAAGCCCCUGAUGCCAUCCAAAGGCGACAAGGAGGAGGCAGAGAGUGGAUGCCAGGAUGCUGGAGGUGUGCAUGAACCGCAGUCCACAGAGCAGCUCAACGUGUCCCGGCUGCGCAGCUCCUCUGUGGAGAUCCGGGAAAAGGGCUCGGAGUUCCUGAGGGAUGAGCUGCACAAAGCACAGAAGGAGCUGAAGCUCAAGGACAAAGAAUGUGAGAGAUUGUCAAAAGUCAGGGAACAGCUGGAACAGGAACUGGAGGAGUUAACAGCCAGCCUGUUUGAGGAAGCCCACAAGAUGGUGAGAGAAGCCAACACCAAACAGGCUGCGGCAGAGAAACAGCUCAGGGAGGCCCGGGGCAAGAUUGACAUGCUGCAGGCAGAGGUGACAGCCCUGAAGACGCUGGUGAUCACAUCCACGCCAUCCUCCCCGAACCGAGAGCUGCACCCUCAGCUGCAGAGCCCUUCCAAAGCUGGCUUCAGGAAGGGCCACGGGCGGAACAAGAGCACCAGCAGUGCCAUGGUGUCAGCUGCCAGCCAGAGCGUGGCUCCAGAGCCUGUCAGCCGGGAGUGCAGAGAGUCUGGUUUCCCUGCUCUCCUCUCCCUGCUCCUUUGCAUCCUCCCUGGGAAGGCUAUCCACAUCACCUAUGAGCCAGGCUGGCAGGCCUUGGGAGCAGAUGCUUCCUCCUUCUCCUCUUCCUCACGGCAGCUGUUGCUGGUCCCAGGUCGACUCCAUUUUAUUUGCCGAGUUCCAGGCCUGGAAGGAAUCUCCAACUUUGGACAAAUCCUGCUCCUUCCUGGACAGAAUUUACCGAGAAGAUGUAGGACCUUGUCUGGACUUCACCAAGCAGGAGCUGUCGGAGCUGGUGCAAGUGGCAGUGGAGCAGAACACCCUCACCAUCGAGCCAGUGGCUUCCCAGACUGUUCCUGUGGGGAAGGUGGCAGCAGAAGAGUGUGGUGGCCCCAAGUGGCUGAAUUACUGGAUCUGUGCUGUGCCACUGGAUUGCUGAAGUGCUUUUCCCUUUUCCUGCAGGAAAUGUGCUCUGAGCGGCCUCCCCAGGACCUGCAAGCACCGGAUCAUGCUGGGGGAUUCUGGGAAUUACUACUACAUUUCCCCUUCCUGCAGGGCCAGGAUCACAGCAGUGUGCAACUUCUUCACUUACAUCCGCUAUAUCCAGCAAGGCCUGGUGAGGCAGGAUGUGGAGCUGAUGUACUGGGAGGUCAUGCGGCUCCGGAGGGAGAUGUCUCUGGCCAAACUUGGAUUUUAUCCCAGCGAGAUGUAAGCAGAGCCCUGAGCAUGGAGGAAACUGCUCCUGGAGGAAGGGCUUGGAGUGCAGUGCCUGUCCUGCUCCCUCCCUUCCCUCUGCCUGGAGCAAGGAACAAGAGGCACAAGUUUCACCUUCAGCUGUCCCACUCCUCCAAGUGUGACUGGAAUGCAGCUGCCACGCUGCCCCUGGAGCUGGGCUGGCCCUGGCUGCUCCAGGAUGGCCAUCCAUAGACUCUGGAGUCUCCUAUAUGCAGUGUAUAUCCAUUUUUUUAACCUUUUGUUUUUAUAUGCAGCCUGCUUUGGCAUAACCCGGGGCCAGGCCUGUGCAGGGUGGGAAUUCUGGACCUUCCUUGUGAGCCAGCCUGUCAGGACAGAUGCUGGCUGUCUGUUCCACUCGUUUUUUUGGGAUGGAGGGGGUGCUGUCCCUGAGGUCCUGCUGACCACAGCAGCCCUGAAAAUGCCAGCAGAGCACAAUAAUCUUGGACAGUUUGUUUCCAAGUACUUCCUUGUUCCUUUUCAAGGAGCCUGUGAGAGAAUCUUGUUGCCAGCAGAGUCACAAAGAGGGAUUUGUUCCUGUUUUUAGCUGCAUGUUUGGCACUAGGUUGUGCAGGCUGGGGAAUGGCUGGAGCUGUGCACCUGGGGCCUCCAGCAGAAGAAAGGGAGCAGGGAAAUUCCCUAGCUCCCUGCAAGCUGCAGGAUUUUUUCCCCUGGACUAGAGAAUCUGCUGGAGUAGUCAGAGGCAGAUGCAGGACCCUGUGACAGUCCCUCAUGAUGCUCCUAAACACAAACCUCACCCACAAACAAGACUUGGAGCUGUUCCUGCUCUUGAGGGGGCUUUGGGCAGUCCUGUUCCCAGUCUUCAGGCAGAACUCUUGCCCCAGGUUGGGUUCUUUGUGUCUCCAGGAGGAGCAUGCCCAGGAUGGGCAGCCCCAAGGCCCAGAGAUUCCUUCCCAGUGUUACAUCAGACCUGGAGAUGCCUGUCCACUGGGAAUCACAACUUUUCCUGGGCUGCCAUUCCCUGGUGAGGGAAUCUGAGACCUCUUUGUGUGCACAUGAGGAAUGUGGCUGAGGUUCCUGCCUGCCUCAAAAUGUGCUGGGAGGGAGGCAUGUCACUGGAGCUGUAGGGAUGCACAGGCCUGACACAUCCUGAGCCCAGACCCAGGUUGAUUAAAGCCAUGACAGUAUUUUGUAGCCUUUUUUCAGUGACUCUGGAAUCAGCUCAGCCAUCACCCACUCUGGGGUUUCCAUUUCUGACAGGGUUGUCACCCUGUCCCUCUGCCACCCUCAGCAAGCUGGUGCCCAUCCUCAGCUCCAUUAUUCCAUCCUUUCCUGAAGGAUAUUACAGUAGGAACUUGAUUUUCUUCCACUGAGCUGCUGGAUUUUAUCUAGGGGAGAGAGAAAUAACACGGCUUUGGUUUUCCCAGCUGUGGAUUUCAGUUCAGGUGAAUUCCACCCCUGGAAUUUCUCCCUGCAUCUCUUCCCCCAGCCUUUCUAUCUUUCCAUGUCUUCCUGUGCUGUGGGCUGCUACACUGCACAAAAAUGUUGCAGCAGUGGGAAUGAGAUGAUCUCCCUGGCUAGGAGAUGUUUUGGUUUGUGGGAUAUUUUUUCCCCCUUGGUGUCACAUUGAAAAGCACUUUGAGACAGAAGGAACUGGAGCAAUGCCUUGUCUGAGGUUGUCUUGCAUUUCAAAGCAGAGAACAAUUUGUGAAGGAAAAUGAAGUCACUCCGUUAGCAGUGGGAUGGUUGCACCCUGCUCUUUCAUAAAGGAAAAUAAACAUUUGCUAUUAACCUCUA
Messenger RNA from Passer montanus (Eurasian tree sparrow), 4199 nucleotides. RefSeq names its product RAB3A interacting protein like 1 (gene RAB3IL1). Gene Ontology annotation, molecular function: guanyl-nucleotide exchange factor activity. The record is from RefSeq and is a predicted model, not a curated record. Bases 1083 to 2636 code for a protein of 517 amino acids. The transcript is spliced from 12 exons. Gene Ontology annotation, biological process: exocytosis. NCBI's taxonomy places the organism in Eukaryota, Metazoa, Chordata, Aves, Passeriformes, Passeridae. Gene Ontology annotation, cellular component: Golgi to plasma membrane transport vesicle.